UUGUACUUGCAAUGUAAACCAUUCCCAUCUCGAUGAGACUAAAGGACAAUGGCCAUGGCCUCCUGGGCCUAUGUCUCACAUGCAUUUCCAAUUGAGUUUACAAUGCGAAUAUUUGUAAAGUUUCGAACACAAAUCAUGUCAUCGUCGCCCAUAAAUACACCUGUCCCCUUCUUCACGAGUGCUGCUAUACGCGGUAUCUGUGAAGCGGUCGUGAGUACGAGGUCGACCAGUCAAAUUAAAACCUCUUUACAUCAACAGUAUGCACAACCAGACAAACAAACCGAAGGACCGGGCCCCUCCGUUCCAUUUGCCUUAACCAGUCAUAUCAUCGUCGCCCAUUAUAUACCUGUCCCCUUCUUCACUAGUGCUGCUAUACACGGUAUAUCAACAGUAUGCACAGCCAGACAAACAAACCGAAGGACCAGGUCCCUCCAUUCCAUUUGCCUUGCACAUCGCCUUCCACUCCUCGACAUUCUCAACCGAGCCCUUUUGUUGAGCUCUGUCGACUUUCUUCUGCCAUGAGCAUACCUCAUCGACGUAUCUAUCCCUUGAGAACACGGUCCUGCACUUGAUACAGAAGGUGAGCGACCAUGAGCUUCUACACAUUUUACUUGCGAAGACGGAGUAAAACGAUGG
Suillus fuscotomentosus is the source of this 636-nucleotide messenger RNA. RefSeq lists its product as uncharacterized. The record is from RefSeq and is a predicted model, not a curated record. The transcript has 2 exons. Bases 49 to 522 code for a protein of 157 amino acids. Lineage: Eukaryota; Fungi; Basidiomycota; Agaricomycetes; Boletales; Suillaceae.